UAUCUAUCGCACACUCUCUGGCUGGCUCUACAUUAUCCCCAGUAAAGAUAGAGCACAGAACACAACACAAAGCAUCGUGAGAGAAUUUAUCAUCAUUCAUCAACAGCAACAAUGUCCUUGCUGUGUGGUUCACCAUCAGUGACGUUCCCUUCAUCUUCUUCAUUCUCUCAUCACAAGAAUUCAACUUCUAAAUCUUCCUUUCUUUCUUCUCAAUUACCACUUUCAAACCUUUCAUUAUCAUCUUCUUCAAUUCGUUCUCCAUCUUUCAUUGUCCAUUCUCAGCAGGAAACUUCCAUUGUCGCAGAAGAAGAAGAUCCUCGUUUCAUCUGUGUUGAACCUGAGCCCCGCUUUCAAGGCCCGGACAUUUGGAACACAACCUGGUAUCCAAAAGCUUCGGAUCAUGUCAAUACAGAGAAAACGUGGUAUAUUGUUGAUGCUACAGAUAAAAUUCUUGGAAGACUAGCAUCAACAAUUGCUAAUCACAUCCGAGGGAAAAAUUUAGUGACUUAUACACCCAGUGUGGACAUGGGUUCAUUUGUAAUUGUGAUAAAUGCAGAAAAGGUUGCUGUCAGUGGGAAAAAGAGGACCCAGAAGCUUUAUCGGCGGCACUCAGGUCGACCUGGUGGUAUGACAGUCGAGACAUUUGACCAGCUGCAGAACAGAAUUCCUGAAAGAAUUAUUGAACAUGCUGUUCGUGGCAUGCUUCCAAAAGGGAGGCUUGGCAGGACUCUAUUCACACGUCUGAAGGUUUAUAGCGGCCCAGAUCAUCCACAUGAAGCGCAGCAGCCCAUUGAUUUGCCAAUUAGGGAUAAGAGAAUACAGUUGCAGAGAUAAAGACAUAGGUGUACGUUGCUUAGAGCAUGGAAUGAAAUAUGAGUAUAUGACAAACACUCUUGUCCAUUUCACUGAACAUCGAGCGUUUUUCUUUAGUUGCUACUUUGAAUGUAUUUCAUUUGAUGUUUAUAUUGUCUGUAGAUGUAUCUCAUUACUGUAUUGUAUUGUUUUCAUCCAAGGUUCUUUGUUGAAUCUUGAUAGGACCUUUUUUUUGUGUACCUUUGAAGAUUAAACAUGUCCCAUUUUUAAAUA
Molecule: messenger RNA, 1086 nt
Organism: Medicago truncatula (barrel medic)
Lineage: Eukaryota; Viridiplantae; Streptophyta; Magnoliopsida; Fabales; Fabaceae
Product: 50S ribosomal protein L13, chloroplastic
Exons: 4
Coding region: 112-834 (240 amino acids)
Biological process (GO): translation; negative regulation of translation
Cellular component (GO): cytosolic large ribosomal subunit; ribosome
Molecular function (GO): mRNA binding; structural constituent of ribosome
Source: RefSeq, a predicted model, not a curated record